AUGAUCUGCGCUCUGGGGCGUCACAGCUUUUGGCCUUGUUCUCGCUUUGUUGUCCUGUUCAUCAAUAUACCGACCCUAUUUGGCGUGACUCCCGGCUUUCCUAAUCUGGAAGUAAUCGAAGUCAAGGAGCAAGGGAACGGCACUAAGGUCAAAUACAACAACUUGAAAGUUCGCCGCUUGCUAGAAGAGGCAGCUGAAAAUUUUAUGCUCGGAUUGGCGACGGUCGAUAAAAGUGUCCUGGAAUGGCUUGCCAACGACUGCACCAUGAUCGACCCUUCACUCGACAAAAAGAGUCAUUCAGACUACGUCGUCCAUGGAAAGAGCAACAUAAUCAAAGCACUUGGAAGCGACAGUCCAACUGCAUAUCAAGUCAGAACCAGCAGAUUUAUCCCAGUCUCUACAGUUGUCGUACAGGGCCAAAUCUUCUCUUUCUGGGAAGGGUUAAUACGGGAAAGCACGACUAAGGGGGCGAACAAGGCCAAGGAGGCGAGCAAGACUAAAGAGUCGCUCAGGGCGGAGGAAAAUAUGAAAGGGGACUUCCGCGUCGGCAAGUUCGGGGCAGCCUUUGUGAUAUGCCUCGGCAAAAAUGUCAUGAUCAAGAGAGUGGAGUUCAGGCAAGCGUUCUCAAGAACGACUUCCUGGUGUUUUGGCAUCGCAACUUCUUCAACGACAUCCUCCAGCUGCAUGUCCGGCAAGCUCGCUCUUCCUUAUCCUACUCACUGUGAACGCGAAGGAGCCUCCAAGGGGCUGUCAACAUCACUUGCCAUAAUUCCUCCUGAUCUUCUGUCGCCCCACCCAAAACAACACGACGUCCAUCUACGCUCUGCGCUCGCGGUUCUUUGCCAUCAUCCCAUAACCUCGCAGAGUCUCUCCGUUGUCUGGUAUAUAUCCGAAUACAGGCAGAGGCUCCCCAUUGAUUUCGUCUUCACCAUGAAUGGUUCCCCCGAAAUUGACCCCGUCCAGGAAGCCAUCCACUUCUGGUGCAAUGACGAGAACGUAGAUUGGCUCGAAGAAAUAUUGCAUACUCAUCUCCAACCCCUCAUAGACAACAUCAACGCCGGAGGUCUCCAUAGCAGCUGGGAAUGGUUCACCGACGACGCGACUCUGACGACAAGCAUCAAUCUUCCACGCUGCGAAGGAACAACCUUUGAAGGAAGAGAAGCAAUCAACGAUUACUUCGCCAGCCAAUACAAUGCUGAACCCCGUAUGAAGUUUGUUCCACUCCUUUGCACCUACGGUCAAGGCCACAUGGCAUGCCAUGCAUGGUAUGGACUCGACGAUGAACAUGGCCUUUCCAGCCCUCGCGAUCAUCAGCUCCUCAUCACGGCGGACUUCAACGAUUACCACAGACUAGUCAGCAUGGAAAUCAGCGAGUAUACGGUUGCAGGGCCGGCAUCUUAUAUUGAGACAGUAGACAAUUGCGUCGCUUGUAGGGCCAUGGCUUCCAUGAGGCGAGAGAGACAGAUGGAAGAGGACGCGGAUGAUAGCAUAGAUGAUGAAGCCUACUCGGAUUGGCCUUAUCGCAAUGACGACCACGACCACUAA
Messenger RNA from Colletotrichum costaricense, 1545 nucleotides. RefSeq lists its product as uncharacterized. The record is from RefSeq and is a predicted model, not a curated record. The transcript is spliced from 4 exons. The coding region runs from base 1 to 1545 and encodes 514 amino acids. NCBI's taxonomy places the organism in Eukaryota, Fungi, Ascomycota, Sordariomycetes, Glomerellales, Glomerellaceae.